AUGGGAACGGCUAGGAGGAAUGGGAGUGAGGAACAGUUACAGAAGGUGGGAAGGAGUGGAUGGGAACAGCUAGGAGGAGGAAUGGGAGUGAGGAACAGUUAUAGAAGGAGGGAAGGAGUGAUGGGAACAGAUGGGAGGAAUGGGAGUGGGGAACAGUUACAGAAGGAGGGAAAGAGUGGAUGGGAACGGCUAGGAGGAGGAAUGGGAGUGAGGAACAGUUAUAGAAGGAGGGAAGGAGUGAUGGGAACAGCUAGGAGGAAUGGGAGUGGGGAACAGUUACAGAAGGAGGGAAAGAGUGGAUGGGAACGGCUAGGAAGAGGAAUGGGAGUGAGGAAAAGUUACAGAAGGAGGGAAGGAGUGAUAGGAACAGCUAGGAGGAAUGGAAGUGAGGAACAGUUACAGAAGGAGGGAAGGAGUGGAUGGGAACGAACGGCUAAGAGGAGGAAUGGGAGUGAGGAACAGUUACAAAAGGAGGGAUGCAAAGGAGGGAAAGAGUGGAUGGGAACGGCUAGGAGGAGGAAUGGGAGUGGGGAACAGUUACAGAAGGAGGGAAGGAGUGAAUGGGAACGGCUAGAGGAGGAAUGGGAGUGGGGAACAGUUACAGAAGGAUGGAAGGAGUGGAUGGGAACGGCUAGGAGGAAUGGGAGUGAGGAACAGUUACAGAAGGAGGGAAGGAGUGGAUGGGAACGGCUAGAGGAGGAAUGGGAGUGGGGAACAGUUACAGAAGGAGGGAAGGAGUGA
This is a messenger RNA of Pecten maximus, 741 nucleotides long. RefSeq lists its product as uncharacterized. Lineage: Eukaryota; Metazoa; Mollusca; Bivalvia; Pectinida; Pectinidae. The transcript has 2 exons. Bases 1 to 741 code for a protein of 246 amino acids. The record is from RefSeq and is a predicted model, not a curated record.